UUACUGAAAUACUGAGGCGAAUUGAAGGCGCGGAGCUAGCUAUCUGGUAAUUAACUACCAACUAGAUUCUGAUAACUGUCAUGCCGCUUCUCCUGCGAUCCCUCCCGCCACUUCCUUCCAUUUCCCCUUUCAAACCCAGCCCUUCACCUCCGGCGCCGGCGCAUAAUACCGGAAUUCCGAAGGCCAAAACCUUAAGAAUACGAGCAAUCUCGAAACCGAAACCGAAACAGAAUCCGAAGGCGAGCAAGCAAGAGGAUGAUUACCAUGCCACACUCAAAGCGCUCAACUCGAAAGGGCGAUUUCCGCGGAAAUCGCUCGGCCAGCAUUAUAUGCUGGAUUCUUCGGUAAACGAGCUGCUUGUUGCGGCUGCAGAGGUGAAGGAAGGAGAUGUUGUGCUUGAGAUUGGGCCUGGCACUGGUUCCCUCACCAAUGCUCUUGUUAACUCUGGUGCCACUGUUCUGGCAGUUGAAAAGGAUCCGUAUAUGGCUGCACUUGUGAGGGAGAGGUUUUCCAGUCUAGCUUGUGUAAAGGUUGUGGAAGAGGAUUUUACAAGAUGUAAUAUACGCUCCCAUAUAUCCUCAGUUUUAGAACCUGCAACAGAUUCCUUAUAUGGUCAAUCACAAUUUGCAAAGGUGGUUGCUAAUAUACCAUUUAACAUUAGUACAGAUGUGGUUAAACAACUUCUUCCAAUGGGGGACAUCUUCACAGAAAUUGUUCUUUUACUCCAGGAGGAAACAGCCUUGCGCAUGGUGGAUGCAUCUUUAAGAUCAUCUGAGUAUCGGCCUAUUAAUGUUUUCAUCAACUUUUAUUCAGAUCCUGAAUACAAAUUUAAGGUCCCAAGGACAUCCUUUUUCCCCCAGCCCAAAGUUGAUGCAGCGGUUGUUUCCUUCAGGCUAAAGCAAGCUGCAAAUUAUCCUCCAGUGUCUUCCAGCAAGAGCUUCUUCUCAAUGGUUAACUCUGCCUUCAAUGGAAAACGUAAGAUGCUGCGAAACUCACUCAAGCACAUCUGCCCUUCCCAUGAGAUAGAAGAAGCUCUUGGUAGUCUUGGUCUUCCACCUACUUCAAGACCUGAAGAGCUUGCAUUAGCAGACUUUGUAAGGCUGCAUAACCUGAUAGUGAAAGAGUAGAAACUCGCGGUAUCUCCAAGGAUAUCCCAAAAUGGCAGAUCUCGAUCAAUACGUGUAAAGAGCUAGCCAGUUUAGCCAUGGCAGACAAUGAGAUGCUGCAGUUGAGCUAUGAUACUGUCCAGAAUGGACAAAUAUAAGCAAAACCAGACAGAGUUACCAGGUUUGGAUUGCUGGUCUUGAACACUCACUUGAAUUGAUCUUUGUAAAAUUGGUUUAGGUUCCCAGAAAUUGUCUAUUAGGUUGUAUUUUCUUAUACUAUGGAUUAUUGAGAGUCAAGCCAUUAAACUAAAUUUUUUUCCAAAA
Molecule: messenger RNA, 1430 nt
Organism: Ipomoea triloba (trilobed morning glory)
Lineage: Eukaryota; Viridiplantae; Streptophyta; Magnoliopsida; Solanales; Convolvulaceae
Product: ribosomal RNA small subunit methyltransferase, chloroplastic
Exons: 10
Coding region: 81-1127 (348 amino acids)
Biological process (GO): rRNA methylation
Cellular component (GO): mitochondrial matrix
Molecular function (GO): rRNA (adenine-N6,N6-)-dimethyltransferase activity
Source: RefSeq, a predicted model, not a curated record